Molecule: messenger RNA, 1006 nt
Organism: Pungitius pungitius (ninespine stickleback)
Lineage: Eukaryota; Metazoa; Chordata; Actinopteri; Perciformes; Gasterosteidae
Gene: ssr2
Product: signal sequence receptor, beta
Exons: 6
Coding region: 57-704 (215 amino acids)
Cellular component (GO): endoplasmic reticulum; membrane
Source: RefSeq, a predicted model, not a curated record
CCUCUCCAGGACACCAGGGGCGCUGCUCGGCCCGCCGGUCCCUCUCGGUACACGUCAUGCCAGCAGCUUUUGCGUUGUGCGCAUGCGGGUCUCUAGCUCCUCCUUUAGGAACUGCUUCUCGAAGAAGAGUAACUCGCUGGACGAUGAUAAUGAAGAUGCUGCACGUGUUUUUGGGGCUGGCUCUGAUGGGCCUGGGUUCUGGAGAAGAGGGGGCCCGUCUGCUGGCCUCCAAGUCCCUGCUGAACCGCUACGCCGUGGAGGGCCGGGACCUCACCCUGCAGUACAACGUCUACAACGUGGGCUCCAGUGCUGCACUUGAGGUGGAGCUGUCGGAUGAUUCUUUCCCCCCCGAAGACUUUGGAAUCGUUUCGGGGAUGUUGAAUGUGAAAUGGGACAGGAUUGCACCAGCAAGCAAUGUCUCUCACACAGUGGUGCUGCGCCCCCUGAAGGCCGGCUACUUUAACUUCACCUCUGCCUCUGUCAGCUACCUCGCCCAGGAGGGAGGCCAAGUCGUGGUGGGCUUCACCAGCGCCCCCGGCCAGGGAGGCAUCCUGGCUCAGAGGGAGUUUGACCGGCGCUUCUCCCCACACUAUCUGGACUGGGCAGCGUUCGGGGUGAUGACUCUGCCCUCCAUCGGCAUCCCUCUGCUCCUCUGGUACUCCAGCAAGAGGAAGUAUGACUCCCCCAAGGCAAAGAAGAACUGAGAGGCUGCGUGGGAGGAGCACUCUGAAUAGGUUAAUACGCCAUAUUGGAGUUUAAAAGUCAAGACGUGCGGUGACCAAGGGCUGGAUUGUGAUUAAGAGAACUUUCGAUCCAGGAAUAGGACAACAGCCAGAGCAAGGGGAGCAGUUCACUGCUGCUCAUUUGGGUUCAUGAGACAACUGCAUGGCUGUUACUACUGUAACUGAAUUGUGUUAUUGGAUACAAAUGUAACUGAAUUCAGAUUGAAAGUUUUCAGCCGGCUGUUGAAUUUGAAGAUAAAUUAAAGUUUUUUUUUUUUUCUAAA